Temnothorax curvispinosus is the source of this 1618-nucleotide messenger RNA. Its product is annotated as TIP41-like protein. Gene Ontology annotation, biological process: TOR signaling. The record is from RefSeq and is a predicted model, not a curated record. The coding region runs from base 119 to 1057 and encodes 312 amino acids. Gene Ontology annotation, cellular component: cytosol. NCBI's taxonomy places the organism in Eukaryota, Metazoa, Arthropoda, Insecta, Hymenoptera, Formicidae. The transcript has 6 exons.
UUCUCUUUAGUUCGUGAUUCGUGUCAUUCGUGAUACAAAUUGAGUGAGGUUAAGUUAUCUAACGUACGAAGAAGAUAUACGAACUGCUAAAACUAUCGGCUGAUAUAAUUUUUAGGUAAUGACAGCUAUAAAAGUGCACGGUGGAAUCGAUAUUUUAAGGCUACCGGUAAACGAGGAGGAACAUGUUUGUCCUCCAUGGCGUAUCAAGUAUACCCAGUCUCACAUACUCCAUUCAAAGUGUUCCAAGAACGAGGAUGGCUGCGGUACCAACGACGCAAAUGCCUGUCAAUUUUGCGUAUAUAGUAAUGCGUUAGAAUUGCCACAUAUGCCAGACAUGGUGUUUCCCAAUAACGUGUUAUCCCUCAAGCAUCAGAAUGGAGCGUCGCUGCAAUUUAAUGCCUUGGAUGCUCUAAGAUAUGUUUCCAAUGGAAAGAUCAAUGUACAGCUUGCUUGUGCGGAAGCAUGGAAGGAAUCGAGAUCAGAAAGCAGUGAAUAUCUAGAAGAAAAGAUCAAGCCUUUUGACUGGACAUUUACUACCAAUUAUACUGGUACAAUAUCCGGCUUUAAAGUCGAAGAAACAAAUGAGAGAAUUGAUAUGGAUAAAUUAAAACAGAGAGAUAAGAUUAUGUUUUAUCACGAUUUAACAUUAUUUGAAGAUGAACUUCAUGACAAUGGCAUUGCAGCGAGUUCAGUCAAAAUUAGAGUCAUGCCUGGCAGUUUUUUUAUACUAUUGCGAUAUUUUCUUAGAAUCGAUAAUGUAAUGCUAAGAAUAAAUGACACACGUAUUUACCAUGAAAUUGGGAAAAAUUACUUAUUACGUGAGUUUACAUCACGAGAAGCUAAAGUUAAAGAUAUUCGUGUUUCGCCGGCACUCUUCCUGGAACCAAGCGCAAUAGCACCUCAUUUGCCAUUAACUGGAAGUCGAUACGACAAACUAAUGGUACCUGAAAAAGAAGAAGUUAAAUUACAUGAAGAUACAACUGCACAAAAUGAAACUAUGACUGAAAAGAAAUUAGUACAAUCUGAUGAACAUACGGCAGACAGUUCCAUCACCUAAGGCUUGCGCCAGGAUUUUGAUGUUGCACGAUGUAAUUUUGUCGUGCGCGCGCGAUAAAUGUAAAAAAAAUGAUACGAAAUAUAUUAUCAUACUCAAAUCAUUAAUUCUUGCUUGAACAUUUCGCGAAUAUAUAUGAUUUUAAAGAUGGAAAUCGAAAAACAAUAUAAGAAAGUUUUAUUGUCUCUUUAUCUGAAAUUUAUGUUAAGAAUUUAUCACAAUUGAUCUUAAUCGUGCUUGUCACUUUAGUAUCAUGUAUCAUAUCUUUCUCUUUCACUUGAUUUUUAAUAAAAACUAAUAAAAACUUAAGCAAAACUGCUGAAUUAACUUUUAACAAUGUGUUUCUUGAAUGGCACUAUAUGCUUACUCAUGCGGCGUCACAAUCAGCGAUGAGAAGAAUACAAUGAAUUUUGACACGACCUUCAAGUGACCUCGAGCACGAAAAAUCACGUUUAAACAGAGACAGAACGGAGACAGCAUAACGGGUCGUUGUGAAAUUUAGAACUUUGGUUUAUACCUUUGGUAAAUAGAUUUUAAGAGAAAUAUAAAAGUACAGAAAAACCA